AUGGCCCCUCCUACUCCCACCUCUAACCCUUUCGCCGCCAUGAGGAACUUUGGUGGUAUGGUGUCGUCUGCUCUUUCCUUCGGCGACAGAUCUCGCCAAGUCUCCUCCCUCGGCCUCGGCACCCUCUCUUUGGGGGAGCCGUCUGGCGAUGUCCCGCCUCCUCGCUCCGCUUCUCCUCCCGCCGGUCCUCCCGCUGGUUCUCCCUCUGCUUCUCCUCCUCCUGGUUCUCGCUCUGCUUCCCCUCCUGCCGCCAGCCCUCGCCGCAGGACGCCCGCCUUUCGUCCUGACUUCGAAGGAAAAGGGGGUGAUUAUAGUGAUGAGGAUGAUAGAAUCGUGUCGGAGGGUGAAACCGAGUUAGAGGAACACUCGGAUGAUGAUAUGGUGGCGAUAGUCCUGAGCCCGCUCCUGCCCCUCCCCCUGCUCAAAUUGCGUCGUUCCCUCUCCUCUUCUUCUUCUUCCUCUUCUUCUUCUUCCUCUUCUUCUUCCUCUUCCGGGGUUCUCCCCCCCCCCAACGCCAUCGCCGCUGCCGCCGCCGCUGCCGCCGCCCGCCCUGCCGCCGCCAUCGCUCCUGCUGCCGCCGCCCCCGUCGCUGCUCCCCCCCCUUCUCCCAGAGGGGAGCCUUCGCCCAAACGGGUGAAGAGAUCACUGCGGGAAGAAGAGUACUUGUGGGAGAAGAUGAAGUCCGAGCCUGGUCGUUGGAUCGCGGUUGGUGUUGACGAAGCGUGUGAUCGUUGCCGACGUGAGAUUAUCACGUAUAAUCGUCCAAACUGGCCCUGCCUCAAGGCAGUCAGGCCACACAACAAGGCCCUCCGUUGUGCUUCAUGCACGUCUGGCCCCUGCUCCUUCUGUCCCGUUUCCUCUGCCCGGGACAUCCCGCCCCGUCCCUUCGACGCUUCUCCUCUCCCCCCUCCCCAGACUCCAGCGUCUGUCCCCCGUUCGCGGGUACCGCCUUCGUCUCUCCGGUCGGUUCGCCGUACUUCGCCGGACCUCCGCCCGUCGCCUCCGUCGCCGUCGCCCUUCGCUCCUGUGGCCGGCCCAUCACGUCUCCCGGCUGUUCCUCCUUCGUCUUCUCGCCGUCCUUCGGCCUCUGCUCCUUCGGCCUCCCGUCCUUCGGCCUCUCGUCCUUCGGCCUCUCGUCCUUCGGCGCCACGUCCGUCCUCUCCAGUGGUAGCUUCUCCUCCUGCUCACAGCACCCGAAGUCGGCGUCCUUCUGUUCCUCCGGCCACUUCGGCGGCCCCUCCCGUCACCCCUCCCUCUGCUUCCCAGAAGACACCGAAGUCUUCUUUAAAGAAAUCAAAAGGGAAAUCUAAAGAGAAGGAGGUUGCCUUCAAUGAUGGUGAUGUGGAAGGUGAAGAUGCUCAGCGUGCUGGUCCCUCUGCUCCCCGGUUGUCCCUCGUCCACCCUCGUAUCUCCCUGGACGUCCGUAUUCCUGAGGACGAAAAGGAAUUCGCCACUUAUCGUUCUCUCGUCCUCGGUCUCACUACUCAGCUCGAGGCCGCCCGAAAUGAUACAUCUCUCCUGCUUGACUUCUCUUCUCGUCAAGCUAACGCUUUAAACAAUCUCACUGCGGCGUUAGUAGAUGUAGUCAACACUGAGGCUCUGGACGACGAAGCAAGGACAAGGUUAGCGGACGUCUCUCGCCGAAGCCUUACUGAGAUAGCCGAUGUUCGCCGAAGACUGUUCGACACCCCCUUCCUAGUCACUCCUAUGGCGUAUGAGCCACCACCGUCCCUUGACUGGUUAGGUCGCCGUAGUAGUUCUCGUGUCCCAGCUUCCGCCCAGACUGCUCUCGACCUCCUCAGUCUUCCCUUCGAGUGUCUACGGACCAUACGUUCUCUGUGGAGGACUCCGAGCAUGCAAGCUGCUCGAGAUGUCCAGGACUUCGGUGACUUCUUUGGGGCUAUGAAUCGGGCAUGGAAUGCUUCUCUCUCUACUGCGUUCCCGUCUGAGACUCUCGAUCUACCUUCGGUCAUCGGUAGCCUCCAUACCAAUCCCGCGGGACCGAGUAGAUCGAAGGAGAAAGGAAAAGGAAAAGGUAAGGGUAAGAGUAAGGACAAGUGA
Messenger RNA from Tremella mesenterica DSM 1558, 2061 nucleotides. RefSeq lists its product as uncharacterized. The record is from RefSeq and is a predicted model, not a curated record. The transcript has 6 exons. The coding region runs from base 1 to 2061 and encodes 686 amino acids. NCBI's taxonomy places the organism in Eukaryota, Fungi, Basidiomycota, Tremellomycetes, Tremellales, Tremellaceae.